Messenger RNA from Oryzias latipes (Japanese medaka), 2931 nucleotides. RefSeq names its product calpain-5. The record is from RefSeq and is a predicted model, not a curated record. Gene Ontology annotation, molecular function: calcium-dependent cysteine-type endopeptidase activity. Gene Ontology annotation, biological process: proteolysis. Gene Ontology annotation, cellular component: cytoplasm. Lineage: Eukaryota; Metazoa; Chordata; Actinopteri; Beloniformes; Adrianichthyidae.
AGGGCAGGUUUUAACUUGUCUUUACCUUUAGGGGGCUGACGGACACAGACGUUGUUGCAGAGGUUUGUUUUAAUCAUAUCAGCCUUUGCGCAACACCUUUUGCUGUAGAGACGCCCUUCUUGACAGACCAGUUUUGGCGCUGAGUUUGUGAAGCUACUAUUGUUAAAGCUCUCUCAGUUGACAGAUCUAAACAAGAAACUACCAGACAUUUGAACGUGUUUAAACUUAAUGCUGUCAGAACUUCACUUUUCAGUCCAUAAGGUUUCAGCAACUCAGCCAUGUUCUCAUCUGUUGAGGCGUUCAAAAAUCAACAUUAUGCUGACCUGAAGAGGGACUGCCUCCAAAACAAGAAGCUGUUUGAAGAUCCAGAGUUCCCUGCAAACAAUUCAUCUGUGUUUUAUAGGGAACCCCCUCCUGGUACAGUCCAAUGGAAACGACCAGGGGAAAUAAGCUCAGAUCCCCAUCUGUUUGUGGAAGGUAUUAAUUCCCAUGACUUGAAUCAAGGAAAUGUAGGAAACUGCUGGUUUGUUGCUGCGAGCUCAUGCCUUGCGUUGAAGCCACACCUCUGGAAAAAGGUGAUUCCUGAUUGGCAGGAGCAGGAGUGGGAUCCCAAACAUCCAGAAAACUAUGCCGGGAUCUUCCACUUUCAGUUCUGGGUCUUUGGUCAGUGGACAGAUGUGGUCGUGGACGACCGGCUGCCUACUAUUAAUGGAGAACUGAUCUACUGUCAAUCAAACAGCAAAAAUGAAUUCUGGAGUGCUUUGCUGGAGAAGGCUUAUGCCAAACUCUAUGGCUGCUAUGAGUCCUUAAAGGGAGGAAACACUGGAGAUGCUGUGGUGGAUUUCAGUGGUGCUGUAUAUGAACCCAUCAACCUACAGGAAGGGGCUUUCUACAAAGAUCCAGAAAAACAAAACACACUAUUUGAAAACCUACUCAAAGUUUAUGAACGCGGAGGAAUCAUUAGCUGUUCCAUCAAGGCAGAACCGCAUGAACUUGAGUUUAAGAUGGCAAACGGUCUGGUGAAGGGUCAUGCAUACUCUGUGACGGCAGUGAAGAGAAUACGUUUAGGUCAUGGGCUGGUGGCGUACUUCAAGAAUGAAACUAUUCCUAUGAUCCGAAUGAGAAACCCCUGGGGAAGAAUGGAGUGGAAUGGAUCCUGGAGUGACAGCUCUGAGGAAUGGUCCAAGAUUGGUGAUACAGAGAGGCACAAUCUUGGUCUCACAGUAGAAGAUGAUGGGGAGUUCUGGAUGUCAUUUGAAGACUGGUGCAAAAAAUUCACUGAUGCUGAUGUUUGCAGCAUUAUCAACACCUCACUUGUCAGCAUCCAUAAGACAUGGAGCGAGGUUUUGCAUUUUGGGAGCUGGACCAAACAUGGCGAUCCACUCCUAAACCGCUGCGGUGGUUGUGGUAAUAACAAUACAUUUCUGCAGAACCCUCAGUAUAUGUUUGAUGUAACAAAGGAAAUAGAAGAAGUGCUGAUCACCUUGCAACAAAAAGACCGGAGGACCUUUAAAAAAACCGGUCAAGGAGAAAAUUUAUCCAUUGGCUUUAGUGUUUUGAAGGUGGAAUUGAACAGAAAGUACAGAAUACACCGACUGCUGAGUCAGAAAUCCAUGGAAAGCUCGGUUUUUAUCAACGCUCGGUCAGUUUUCGUGAGAUGCAUCCUGCCUCAGGGCCGAUACAUCAUCAUCCCAUCCACCUUCCAAGCUGGUGAACUGGGAGAGUUCAUGCUGCGAAUUUUUACCGAUGUGGACUCAGGCUGCCGUGAACUGACUGAAGACAAACCCAAAGUGAAAUGCUGGACUCCACUUUUUGGGUAUCCUCAAGCAGUGACUCAUGUCUUUGUUGAAAAAGCUGAGAGACUGGAAAACCAGGACAGGACGGCAGGUGCUGACCCUUAUGUGAUCAUUUCUUGUGAGGGCAAGUCUGUGAAAUCCAUUGUCCACAAAGACACUCUAAAUCCACAGUUCGAUACAAGCGCUGUUUUCUAUAGGAAGAAGCCUAGCAAGCCCAUAACUGUGGAGGUGUGGAACAGCAAUGCAGUGGCGGAUGAAUUCAUGGGCCAGGUGGUGUUGCCUGGAUCACCAAAGGACUCUCAGCAAAAGCUGAAGCUCCAGCUCAGGAAGAGGGGCAGUAACAUGGCAGACGAGAUGCCCGGCAGCAUCAUCCUUUGUAUUGCUACUGACACUGAAUUGACAGCCAUAUAAUGCAUAUCAGAGUAGUUAUAUGAGAUUACACCAUUGAUGCUGUAGCUAAAACCAGUCAGAGCCUCAUUUCUUUAUAGAAAUGUUAAAAUGUUAGAGAAGUUGUGAACAGUUUUUUUUGUCCUACCUCUUUUGGCAACUUUCCUUGUUUACCUGAAAAGCUUUUUAAAAACCCUUUUGUACAUUUAUUAUCUUUCAAUAAUCUAGAGCUACGUUAAUUGCAAAUAUGGAUAAUAAUUUGGAAUAUAUAUAUAUAUAUAUAUAUAUAUAUAUAUAUAUAUAUAUAUAUAUAUAUAUAUAUAUAUAUAUAUAUAUAUAUAUACACAUAUUUAUAUAGUGAUUAGAACAUAGUGAUUUCAGUAAACUUUUUCCAAAGAUCAAUUUCUCCAGCAGCUCUUAUCUUUUCCUCUCCUUUUUUUUUAAAUAUUAUUUGAGUUCCCAAACUGUUUUUAUUUAUUUUUUUAUUGUUUUUUUUUUUAUACACUCAAGACACAGCCAUGCACAAUUUAAAGUUCAAAAAGUCUAUUGCUUCAAACACAAUUAAAAAUAGUUUAUCCAAAACCUCACUUCCCCGUCACUCAUUUGUCCUCUUUUUAAAGAUGGGGUGGGGUAAGGGUGGUGGUGGGGGGUCGCUGCUGAGGUAUGUCAGAUGGAUCAGCAGUUUUACAAAGCUAGACAAGAAUAAGAGUUAUAAUAAUAAUAAUAAAGAUAAUAAUUUAAAAAGUAA